This is a messenger RNA of Rhea pennata, 4723 nucleotides long. RefSeq names its product dual specificity phosphatase 22 (gene DUSP22). Gene Ontology annotation, cellular component: cytosol. Gene Ontology annotation, molecular function: protein tyrosine/serine/threonine phosphatase activity; protein tyrosine phosphatase activity. Lineage: Eukaryota; Metazoa; Chordata; Aves; Rheiformes; Rheidae. The transcript has 7 exons. The record is from RefSeq and is a predicted model, not a curated record. Bases 518 to 976 code for a protein of 152 amino acids. Gene Ontology annotation, biological process: protein dephosphorylation; signal transduction.
ACCGAGGGAGGCAGGUCCUGGCGGCGCAGCCCCGCGGCAGCUCGCUCGUCCCGGAGGCGGCCGAGCGGAAACCCGCCUCUGAUCGCCCGGCAGCCGGGAGAAACCCCAGCCCGUGCGGGGGGAGAUGCGCGUAACCCUUCCAAAUAGCAGCCGCCGCCGCCGCAGCAGCAGCACCAGGCAUCCUAAUUAACAAUAAGCUCAUACCCAGUCACCCCCGGCAAGCACUUUCCCAUGCACGCUGACCUGGCGCUGGCAGCUAAUUAGGCUGCAGCCGACAGUUUCUCCUGCGGUGCUAGAGUGCAGGUCGCUUAAGCCAUGGGGAAUGGGAUGAACAAGAAAACCCAAUCAACUACAAUGACCUUGUCCUGAGGAAGUCAUGAGUCCAGAGCACCAAUUGAUACUACGGCAGCUAGAUGUAACGUUGGGAUUCUGCCUGGCUUGUUCAUUGGCAACUUUAAAGAUGCCCGAGAUGUAGAGCAAUUGAGUAAGAAUAACAUUACGCACAUUCUUUCAAUCCAUGACAGUGCCCGCCCUAUGCUUGAGGGCAAGGCAUUUCAGAGAGAGCAUCAAAUUUAUCCAUGAAUGCCGGCUUACAGGUGAAGGCUGUCUAGUUCAUUGCCUUGCAGGUGUCUCCAGGAGUGUAACGUUGGUUGUUGCAUACAUCAUGACCAUCACAGACUUUGGUUGGGAAGAUGCACUGUCUGUUGUUCGAGCAGCGAGAUCCUGCGCCAAUCCUAACAUGGGCUUCCAGAGGCAGCUACAGGAGUUUGAAAAACAUGAUGUUGAUCAGUUCAGGCAAUGGUUGAAAGAAGAAUAUGGGGAAAAUUCUUCUCAGGAUCUACAAGAAGCCAAAAAUCUUCUGAGCAAAUACAGAGAGCAGGCAGAGUUGCAGCAAAGUACUGGAGGAAGACAGUGGAAUAACAACUUCUCGUCUGUGCCAUCCCUCUCGUACAACAACUACACAACAGAGACCUAACCAUAAAAAGAUGAAUUUCUUUUUUCCUCUACCUGUUGAAAAACAUCUCACUGUAACUUCCAUCCCAUCUUUGAGAUUCCCAGCAGUAAUCAUGCAAACAGUUGAUUUGUAGAAAGCUUCUUGAUGACAAUACUACAUUAAGUGUGUGUGUGUGUGUGUGUGUGUGAAUGCAUUUGAUACCAUUGUAUAGUUUGGGCAGCAUCAAGCUCUGUGCUCAGAAACAUGAUCAAGUUACUGAGGCUGAGCCAGUCUGUCAGCCACAGCUAUUAUCUCCAUAUGCCUAUGUAGCCUGGCAUUUGCCAUGAGGUUAGCUCAGCUCCUUUUGUUGUAGGCUACCAAAAGGCUCUGAGAGAUGAACUCUGGUGAUUAAAGCUGUGGCUAUUUGACAUUUCUGCUCAGUUCAUGAAGGUGUUAUCGUACCUGAAGAAAGGAACUUAAAUCUGUGCCUCUGCUGCUCCAAUUCAUCAUCCAUUGGCAAGUAAUAUCCUGGAGAUGGGCUUGUACCUAAAUGCUAUGCUCUAAACUGCAGCAGGUGAGAUAUGGGUGCAUGUCCCUUUCUACCAACAGUAGCAUCUAGGGCAGAAGUGGGACAGACAGCUCUGAGUAAUAAUAUCUUCAACUGCCACAGUUGUACUUGCUUCAGUGCACGUGAGACAGCUGUUGGUAGAACUGGCGCAGACGGAGAGCACCGAGACUGUUAGCACAGCUCAGCUCAUGUGCACUGAUUUAAGCCCUGGCCACUUGAUUGUGCAUCUGGUCUCCCAACAUAAACUUCUCUGGAGAGAAGUUUUUCAGGUUUCCAGUGCCACUGACCUGCAUUCCCUGUGGAACGCGUGCCUCUUCAACACACACCUGUGUGCACACGAUAACGUGUCUCCAAAGAGUGGGCUGGGUGUGAGUGUGAGCACCUGUUUCUUUGCUUGUCCUGUGGUUUGCUCUUUAACUUUAGCUACCUCAAAAAUGCUGUUCUUGUCAUUGUGGUUUUAAAUGCAACCUUGAAAAUUGCCUUGUAUAAUCUUAAUUUCACUCUGAGUGAAGUAAGUGUCUGUGUGAGAGGGUAUGUGUGUGUAUGUGCAUGUAUAUUUCACAGACAUCUGUAUCUGAGAAGUUUGUUGUUUUCUUUUAAAACUGUCCAUAUUUCUCACUAGUUUAAAAAUUCAGGUGUUUGAAUUUAACUUUCUGCUAUUUUAAAACCACUAUAUGUUUUGCUGUGGUCACAUUUAUAGGAAUUCAUUUGUAAAAUGUAUUUUAAACUAAGGUAAAACUAGGGGCCAUAUUCUGCUCUUGGUAACAUGAUGUAUAUCUGGAAUGGAGCCAUCGAGGGACUUUAAUGUUUCUAAGACUAACUUCGAACUAGAGAUGCUGGGCAGUGUAUUGAUUUCUGACGGUGUAAUGGAGAGUAGCAUUGAUGCCAUGGUGUUGGUUUAUUGUCUUUGACUCAGAGGUUAAAGGGUUUGCUUUUCUCAAAGUUUGAAAAAGUUAUCUCCCAAACAGCCAUGUUAGUUUUUUUUUUUAAAAAAAUCUAACUUUUAAAAAUAUAUGAUAUAUAUAUAUAUAGUGUUAAAACCUGAGUAUUGAGAAUGAGAGGCAGUCAGUACACUAAACAGACUGUUGUCAUUUCUUUCAGUAUCUUUGGUACUCUGACCUCCCACCCUUUUACCAAAUUCCUCUUCAUGUGAUUUUUUUUCCUGCUUGCUUUGAAUGACAGUGAAUUUUUUGAAUGGGAGUAAGGCUUUCGGGGUCAAAUAAGCCCUGGCCUUAUUAAAAAUCUUCUAAAAAAUAUUUUAUUUCAUAGGAAAUACAGAUCUUACAAAUCUAUUAUUGCCAAAACGAAAAAAAAGGGGGGGGGUGAUGGGGUGGAACUAGCCUUACUACUUUAUCCAAGUCCUAGCUCCAUCAUAAUUCUCAGUGCAGUAAGUGCUUUAAGUGUAUUGAACACAGUUGAGAGCAGAAUAAUUAUGUAUGUGUUGUGGGAAGGGAUAUUAUUGGACUUGAGAAAGGUGCUGGAAGUUGCAUUGUGUUUGUUUCCAAGCUUAUAGCUAAAUGAAUCACUGCCUAUUUUGGAUAUCCAGCAAACAUGCUCUGUGUUUGUUUGGUAAGAGAAGAAUUUGAAGUAUUUGGCUUUUUUCUUCUCUCUCUCUCUCUCUCUCUCUUUUUUUUUUUUCCCCCCUCCUUUCCCCUCUGGAAGAUGUUCGUCUGCCAAUAAUUGACUUUUUAGGAGUUUCAGCACAGCAGUGCCCAGAUUGGCAGUGCCUUCUGUGUUUUGAGGAGAAGGUAGGUCACUAGCUUUUGUGGACACAAGUAGAAAAUACUUUCUUCGGUAACAGGGUCUGACACAUGGAUUCACGAUCCUGUGUCAUCAAAUUCAGGAUGUUGGUCUCUCUUUUCAACUCUGUCCUCAUGAUAGGAUACAUGGUAUAAUUUCAGCCUGUGCCCCAAAAGUAGCUGCUAGAAGUAUUCUGCCAAUGCCCUUGUAGAUAUCCAGUCAGGCCAUCCUGUUGCUGACUGCUGCUGCUGAUAGGUAGUCCCUAACAUUUUUGUCGGUCGUCUUCUGUCCUUGCAGUACUAAUGUUGUGAGUGCUGAUAAGUUAUCAAUUACUUUUUUUCCAUUCUGACAAAUACAAGACAGAAUGUGAGACAUCUGUUACUGUUCAUGUGUCUAAGAUUGUUCCCUACUGGAUCUUUUUUAAUAGAUAGAUUAUCCCCAAAGAGUUGCUCCCAGAAAUGGGCUUUAAGGCUAUACAGCCACAUCAACAAUGUGCAUUUCGCUGCAAUUAGGGCAGAUACAGGGUAAGCCGAGAAGACAGAGAGGUGCCAUAUUGUCAGCAAGUAGAAAUGCUUCCCUUUUUAAAGACAAGAGAAGGUAUUUGCUGUAGUCACUUGCUCCUAGAUCUUAUUUAGUGGGCUAUAUAUAGUAUGUACCACAUUCGAGAGUGGUAACAGACCAACAGCAGUCUAAGAAAACUCGGACCUAGUUUGUCUGUAGUCCUGCCCUGUAGGGAGCAGGAAAAUAGUUUGCUCCUUUAGCACCUUAAGCUGCAGAAGAAACAGCAGCCACAGUUCUCACCUUAGUCUCCUAGAAAAGGAGAGGAACUAACAUUGCCGAAGAACAUGACAUGAUCUGUCUUCCAACCAGCCUUUCAUUGGCAGUUUGUAGGACUUUUCAGCUAUCUGGAAUAUGACUAGACCCCCAGUCCACAGGCCGAUAUAGUAUAGAUGAUGUGUUCAGUUAUUUUGUGUGUCUGUACCUUAAAACACUGUCCUUAUUUUGAUGUCCACUGGAAAAUGUAUAAAGUUUAUAAUACCUUAUUGGAUAUCCAUAUUUGAAAUGUAUAAUCAAUUUUUUGUAAACUUGAUAUCCGUGUGUGAUUAUAAGCAAAUCCUUUAGUGUUAUACUAUGUAGGUAAUGGGUAAAUGCAUUAGUAUUUAUUACUCUGAUUUUUAACCUGGAAAGAGUUGCUUCCUUACAUUUUGUGGUUGAUUGGGAAGAUAUGGCAAGUCAUAUCUCUUUGUAUUAAAAAAAAAAAAAAAAAAAAAAAAAAAAAGCUAUAAUGGUCACUGUCUAUAAAUAGGUCAGUGAAAAAUUAUAGUAAUUCAGCUAAUUUAAAAACUAAAUCUGGUAAGCUUCUGGAUUCUGUCUUCCUCUUCCUGGGCAUCUUAGUGAAGCCUUGAUUGCUUUUUCCAAAUGUUUGUAUUUAAUACAUUCUACAUUUUUUUUAAUAAAUAAAAAUAAAUGUUAGUGUCUAA